This is a messenger RNA of Symbiodinium sp. CCMP2456, 789 nucleotides long. Lineage: Eukaryota; Dinophyceae; Suessiales; Symbiodiniaceae. The record is from the annotation of a GenBank genome assembly.
AUGGGUUCCGUGCACAACCACCACAUGACCUCCGUGGAGGCGAAAGGGCAAGACAUGUUCAUUGUGAAGUUCAAGCGUGCAGCAGCCGUCACUCAUGGUGGCAAGUACGAGACGGACUUUGUGAACAUCCCUCACAUCAAGGACUCCGUGUUUGCGGCCGUGAUGCCGCAGAAUCUCCACAAAAAGUCCUCGAGUCAGGGCCAGUCCAUCUCGUUGCCCCAGAACGAGCAGUUCUACACGGCAGACUCCAUGUGGGUGAACUUGGGUGAGACGCCGGUCUUCAAGGGCUGCACCAAGUGCUGGUCCCUUGCCAAGUGGCGUCAGGGCGUCCACACGUACAGAUCCGAGGGUCUCAGCUUCAUUAAUGUGACCAAGAGAAUCAACGUCCACAAGAAGGAAGUCUACUGGGACUUGGAUGGCACCCUUACUGGCACCCCCAAGUCCUACACGACCUGGGCUGAUGCGUUCAACUUGGGCCAUCCUGGUUGCAAGUAUACCCACGUGAACCUGAACGUCACCGACGACGGCGGCUUGGAAGAAACAACUUGGUACAGUGACACGGACAUGUGGACAGACGACCCCUCCAUCUUCAAAGCCACCCUUGGCUUCCAACAUCGGCUUCGAAACAACACCUACAUGACCUGCACCACGCCCAUCCGGAAGCUGAACAUCGCAUGGCCCGAGCCGCAGGAGGUUCACCUUCGCCAGCUGAUCGUGACCAACUUGGACACAGGGCUCUUCUUCGCCCACGAAUACGAGAAGCUUGAGCUGUGGGGCUGGGCAUUCCCG